GUCGCUUUCAGUCAAUUUUCAGGAUUUCAGGCCCCUCUGUUUUCUUUUGAGUCAUUUCAGUUCACGGUUUACUCUAAGACCAUGAAGGGUCCAGAUUUUUUAAUAUAUUUAUUACUAUUCUCAUGAACAUGUGCGAUAGUAAACAAUGUAAAUUUUGGAUAAAGAGUUUCUAGCUGAGAUGGGAUCUGGUUUUUUUCUCGCCGCUUUGCUAUUUUACCUGUUUCCUAUUUCACUGAAAGCUGAACAAGCAUCAUUCUAUGGAAAUAGUUACAUCUCGAUUCCGUUGGAAGAAACGAAAACCACUUCUGAAAUAUACUUCAAGUUUAGAACCCGUUUGUCCGACACCUUGAUUCUAUUAGUCGCCGGAGAAUCGGACUAUUGCAAAAUCGAUUUGGAGAAUGGGAGAAUUCGGGUGGUUGUCAAUUUGGGUUCGGGCGAAGCCGAAUUGAUUUCUCAAAAUCCUACAAAGCUCAACGAUUUCAAAUGGCACGAUGUUAUUAUUUCCAGGAAAGAUGGAAAUUUGUCGAUGAUAGUUGAUAAGGCUAGAAAAAUUCACACAAAAAUACCUGGAAAGCAUUAUGAACUGGACAUACACUAUGGAUUGUUCGUUGGCGAUCAUAGGAAUAAAAAUAAUUCCGAUUUAUUUUUCGGCCAUAUCAAAACUUUUAGAGGAUGUCUGUCAGGGUUGAAAUAUAAUGACAUAGCUGUACUUGAAAUAGCAAAGCAGCGUCAAUCGCGUGCUAUAGUGGAAGCUAUCACAUGGAAUUGCGCAGCGGAAUUUGAAGCUUCAGUAGAUCAACCAAUCAGCUUUGUUGAAGAUGACGCUUUUUUGGUUAUUCCUCAAAAAACGAAAUUUAAGGACUUUAGUAUGAAAUUGGACAUUAAAACAAUGGUAAAAGAUGGCUUAAUAUUCUACAAUCCUGGAACCGCUAGACAUGAUUUUCUCCUCCUUGAAGUUUCAAACUAUAGUCUUUCUGUGACAGUUAAAUUAAAUGAAAGAACUGUAAAUGUGCAGGUACCUCAGAAACCUGUUGCUGACGGAAAAUGGAACCAAAUAAGCUUUCGUCUUUCAUCAACCACUAUAGAACUUACAGUGAACGAGCAUGUAGAAUUUGGUAGGAAUCUUCACGCUUCCUUGAUCCAGCUCGCUGAAAUUUCUUACAUUGGAGGCUUGGAAGCAAACCGGAAAUUCAGAGCCACCCAAAAAGGUUGUGGAGUAUCAUGCGAUCUUGGGUUUAAAGGUUGCAUGCGCAAUGCUUAUAUUGUAGAAAUAACACGUGGGCUUCCGGAUGUACUAUCUUCUGAUGGCUUACUUCCUGGAUGCGUCUGGAAUUACCCUUGCCUAAAACAUCCCUGUCAACCAGGUGCUACUUGUUUACAACGAGGACUCGAUUCAUUUCAAUGCAAAUGUCAAAAUAAUCUGGAUACAGCGUGCGUUCAGAGAAACUACACUGAAGGUUACUCCGUAUUUUCUAGAGCGGCUACACUGGCUACGGAAUUGGAAUUACUGAGCGUUGAACCUUUAGAGAUUGUGGAAGGAAGCAGUGAAAUAAUUACCACCACAAAUCUCCACAUGGUGUUAGACUAUAAAAAGUAUGGUAUAAGAGACGCAGGGGUGACUUUUACCGUGCAACAUGGUCCGGAGCAUGGAGUUGUUUCAGUGGAUGGAUUGCCUCAAGCACAAACGUUUUCACUUUUGGAAGUAGCCAGAGAUAAAGUUCAUUAUGUACAUGAUGGAUCUGAAGAUAGAAGAGAUACAGUUGCUUUGUCUGUCGCUUUUUCUGCGGCUGACACUUUUACGUUGCCUGUAUAUCUUCAAGGAAAUUUUAGGUUUUCAAUGAACAUAAAUGUAGUUCCGAAAAACGACGCUCCAAUUUUCGAUACAUCCGAAACAAGAGUAUUAAGAGUAGUCCAGGGAGCAAAAAAAGCCAUAACACCAGACCUCUUCAAAGCAGAUGACCCUGACAACACUCCUUCGGAACUCGUAUACCGCAUUAUAAAUUCUGAUGUGGGAUAUUUCGAGCACCUACGUAAACUUGGAGCAAAAGUUAACUCUUUCACCCAAGAAGAUGUCAAUAAGAAGAAAAUUAUUUUUGUACAUACUAGUUCUGACUCUUCAGAUUCGUAUGUGUCACUUGAAGUAUCCGAUGGUGUAGAAGUAAGUCCUGUAUAUAAAGUGCGAAUAUCUGUUUCGCCACAAGUGUGGAGGUUGGAUAAAAACACUGGAUUACAAUUGUUGCAUCAAACCCAUCAACUUAUAACUCCAUCGAAUUUAAGUUAUACCUCUAAUGUGCCUAAUUCAGAAUACAAUGUACUUUUUAAAAUAAUUAAAAAACCAUCGUUUGGUGAAGUCGAAGUAGAUAGAAGUCCAAAUAUUUGGGAACCCACAAAAAGUAUGAGCAUGUGGGAACCCACUGAUGUAUUUGCGACCAUUGAUUUGAAGCAGCAUAAAGUAAGAUAUAGACAUUCUAUAGGAGAACCUCAGUUUGAUGAAUUUCAAUUUAGAACGGCGUUAAAUAAGACUCAGUUAUAUACGUUUCGACUUACUUUCGUUGAAUGUAGAUUAUAUCAAGUUUCAUCGAAAGUUCUCGAGUUAAAUAGUGCUUGGGAAGCUUCGGUAACAACAAAAUCCUUAUUAUUUGAAACAAGGCCUACAAAAUCAUCUGCUUCCAUUAUUUUCCAAGUAAUCAAAUAUCCACAAUACGGGUAUUUGUUUUUGGCAGUUUCAAAAUACCGAAUAAAAUGUUUUGACAAUUUCACGCAAGAAGACGUAUUUUCAGAAAAUAUACGUUACAGGCUUCACCAAAAAGCAUUUUCAGAUGUAACUGAUUCAAUAAUUUUAUCAGUAAAGUCUCCAGGGUGUGGAAACGUGACUACUAAUGUUACAAUAAAAUAUUAUCCCUCGAACGAAGAUAAAUUUAAAGUCCAAGUUAACAUAAAGCAAUUAGAUGUGGAAGAAGGCACGUCUGCAGUUAUAGAUAGAGCUCAUCUUUACAUUCAUGCAAAUUUUGUAUCAGAUUUAGUGUUUAAUGUUACUAGCCCACCUGAAAAUGGCAUUUUACAAAUUGUUGAUGGUGAGAAAGUACGGAAUAGAACCAGAUCUUUUACAGUUCAACAGUUAAAUGACAAUUAUCUGUAUUAUUCACACGAUGGAUCAGAGACAGAACAAGAUAGUUUUAAAUUUAUGGCAUUGUCCAGAACUGAUGAAACAUUCCAAUAUGUUGGUCAACUUUUUAUCAAUGUUCAUCUAAAGAAUGACCAUAGCCCUAUAAGAGUUGUAGAUAAAAUAUUCCAAGUAGUUGUAGGAGGGGAAAAACUUUUAACAAAUAAAGACUUAAAAUAUAUUGAUUUGGAUAUUGGCACUCCUACAUCUGGAAUUAUUUAUACCUGUCGAGAAAUUCAAAAUGGACAAUUUUUCAAUAUAAAAGAUUUAUCCAGAAACAUUACAGAAUUUUCUCAAGAUGAUUUAGAUAACAAAUUAAUUUUAUUCAAGCAUAAAGGUCCUGAAUAUGCUAAAAUAAGACUUUGGGUAACAGAUGGACAGUUUCACGUUAAUGGAAAUUUGGAAAUUCAAGCUUCAGGCCCAUUCAUCCACGUCGAAAUGGACAAAAAAGUCAUCGUAGAAUCUGGAAAAUCGACCUUUCUGACUACAGAACAUAUACAUUAUUCCACAAAUUUGCGAACCACUGACUCGAAAGUAUUUUACGAAGUCACUGGUGGAAUGACAUUCGGAAAACUCGUAGAUUCGAGAAACAAAAUCUUGAAGCAUUUUACACAAGAAGAUGUCAAUUUAGGAUUUGUGUAUUAUCAGAAUGAUGUUACGUCUGGAAAUGCCGACGAAAUAAGUUUGAAGAUUCGUUGCAAGGACGCAGUCAACGUCGCCCAAAUUGGAGUUCUAAUCCUUCCGUCUUCCUAUUGGGAACCUUUACAGUUGAAAAGACUGAAGAAACUUACCGUAGAAGAAUCUACAAGUGCACUUAUAACUAAGGAUAAUUUAGAGAUUAUCCAAACAAAUGUUCCUGCAUCUAUAAUAACAUUCCACAUUAACGAGAGGCCUCAACAUGGUUACCUGACUAUUUUAUCGGAGUCAAAAAAUGGAAGCGAAAUAUUAAAUGUCGCCUCUUUUUCCCAGGAUUUGAUAAAUGAAAAUAGAGUCUUGUAUAUCCAAGCUGGAGUAAACCAAUCACGUGAUACCAUAACUUUCAAUAUUACCAACGGCCUGGUUUGGUUGAGCAAUGUUCGCUUGGAUUUAAUUAUUAUUCCUGAACAUUGGUUCUUGGGAAGUAAUGAAAUUGUUGUUAACGAAGGUGGUUCCAUACAAUUAUCUCCAGUACAUCUUUAUGUAGAAACCGAAUAUUAUCGCUUGAAUCCAGUUACUUUCAAAAUAAUUGAAAAUUUUGUUCAUGGAUGCGUUCAGAUUUAUAGACAAUGCACUAAGUCAAAAUCUUUCACGUCCGACAAUUUAACAAGUGGUACUGUCGAAUACCUUCAUGACGGAACAGAAACUUCGAAGGAUUCUGCUUUGUUUAUAGCUCAAAUAGGCGAUAAAAGAAGUGAACCGAUUGAAGUAUCAGUUUUAGUAUUACCCGUUAACGAUCAUGUUCCUAAAUUAGUUAAUAAUACUGGCCUAGAAAUGUGGGAAGGUGGUACUGCUAUUAUCACUAAUAAUCUGUUAGCUACCAUUGACGAGGAUAGGCCUAAAGAAGCUUUAAAGUACCACGUUCAAAGUUGUUGGUGGGGGAACGUAUCAUUGAUAACAGAUAAUAAAACACCAUUAACCUAUUUCACCCAAGAAUUUGUGGAUAAUGGACUUGUAAUUUUCAAGCAUCAUAAUGGUUCCAAGGCAAGAUUUAUUUUCAAUGUUAGCGAUGGAUUGCAUACAACAAAAGACUACCUGUUCGAAAUCAAAACCAAAAAAGUACAAAUGAAACUUUUCACUAAUAAACCUUUACAUAUAUUUCCUUUGCAAAAGAAAGUAAUAACUAAUGAUAAUUUGCUUACAAAAACAUCUGAUGGUAGGAGAAUUUGGUACGAGGUAACUAAAUCUCCUACUUUGGGGAGACUGAUGAUGAAAUCUAAGAAGAGGGAAUACAAUAGUGUUGUAUCCAACUUCACUCAAGAAGACAUUGAUAAUAGAACAAUUUAUUAUGAACACUUACAUCCGUUUUUGGAUUUGUACGCUAAUGAUUCUUUUGUAUUUACCGUAAAGUCGUAUUUAGUGCCUUCCUUGGAAAAUGAGGUCUUCCGAAUAGACAUUUCGGUAUCAUCUGGAGGCCUAGACACCUAUGUCCAAAUCCCUAAAAUAACCGUUGACGAAGGUGGCAUGACGAGCGUUCACUUAAACUUGUCUGCAGUUGUAAUAUUUUUGGAAAUGCACGCUGGACUUAGAUCACCUGUCAUUCAUGUGUCAGCUGAAAAUCCAAGACACGGAAGAUUAUUUUUGCAAAAUGAUAGAGAGAGUGGCCUGAUGACCUUUACGCAACAACAGUUAGAAUCUGGACAAGUAUUCUAUGAACAUGAUAACUCGGAUACAUUAGUGGAUGUUGUAAGAUUGUCCUUGUACUUAGUUCCAGGUUAUAUAAUGCUUUGUAAUUUGACGGCCAAUAUUACUGUACAUCCAGUUAAUGACCAACCAUUCAGAUUAGUAACUCCAGCGCCUAGCUUUACAGUAGUUCAAGGAGAAAACCAUACAAUUUUACGAGACGAAUUGUGUACUGAAGACGCCGACACACCACCAAAAGAUAUUAAAUAUGAUUUGGUGAACGGACCGUCAAGUGGUCGACUACUAUUACUUCCCAAUCUAGAGCCUGUAAAUCAUUUUACUCAAGCAGAUGUGGAUCAAAAAAGACUUAUCUAUGUGCAUGAAAGUGGAAUGUUGAAAGAUUCGUUUCAUUUACGAAUCUGGGAUGAGAAAUUUAAACCUGAAUUUACUUUUUUUAAUAUAAUAGUUAUUCCAGUGAACAUUACAAUAAAGCCUGGACUACCAGUGCAAGUAAGGCAGGGAGCAAACGUUGGUUUCCUUAACGACCAAAAUAUUUUUGUGGAAACGAAUACUGAUCAAAAGAAAAUUGUGUACAUUAUUUCCAGGAAACCUAAAUAUGGAGUUAUCUUUAAGGAAAAUAAUAAAACUGAUCAGUUCAGUCAAGGAGAUUUGCUCAGAAACCAUGUAAUGUAUUUGCAACUUGAUACAACAUCUUCAAACGAUAGUUUUGGCUUGACUGGUCAAAUAGCUAUUGGAAAUUUGACUUUCAAGCAUGAUGUGACACUUUUCGUGGAGGUCAAACCUUUCAUGCAUAUCCACGAUUGUCAGGUAACGGCAGGGAAAAUGACCAGGCUCACUCAAAGCAUUUUAGAUGCAACGCCUCUAGCUAAACUAACCGGAAGUAAUCCCAGGUACACCAUUGUAACUCUUCCAACAUUUUGCCAAACAAGAAAAAUUAUACGGAGUUCUGGAGAGAAGCGUCAUGUUUUAGAUACAUUGGUGAACUCAUUUACGCAUGAAGAAAUUCAAGGGGGGCUUAUUUAUUUGGAAGUAAAAGAUAUUGACGUACCAUCGAAACGCCUCACAGAUAAAAUAGUAUUUACUUUAAUGGCGAGCAUAUUUCAGCCAGCAAUAGGAGAGCUGAAAAUUACAGUUAGCAAGGAAUCCAACGAAAUAUUUUCGUCACUUCCAGAACCAAGCAAUCCAGAAGGCCAUGAAGGUGAUGUUUUACUUACUAGCACAAACAUUACAAGAGACUAUAUCCUCAUAGUAACAAUCGUCUUAGCCAUAGUGAUAACAACUAUAGUAGUGAUAAUAAUCAUUAAAUGCAAGGCAAUGGAGAGAGACACAUCCCACAAAGAAGACGUACCAAUGGGCCCGUUACCUCGACCACCAGAACGAUUAUUAGCAUCUCCUGUCAAAUCCCUAGGGUUAGGACCACCCCCUGCUGCUCCACCUCAAUGCAAAGUCACUCCAUUGGGUAUAUCGGAGUUCGAUACUCCAUCACCUCACGCUGGAUAUCCUUAUGGUGUUGCCGAUGAACUUCCAGACGAUUGGAGUAGUAUUGACAAUUCGUCUGAUCAAGCUUCAAAGAGUAUCAUGCUUAGGAGAAAUCAAUAUUGGGUCUAAAAUGUUUCUUCAGUGGACCUAACUCAGACUUAGGGCUUGUUCGCACAGUGAUGUGAAAACGGCUUUAAGCUGGAGACAGUUUGACAUGCGUUGUCAUUAUUAGGCAACGGCAAGGGUGGAUGCCAAAAAAAGUAUACCUACCUACAGGCACAGAGGAUGAAGAAAAAAAGAAUUUGCAAUAGUGGUUUAUUGUUUAUGAUUUUUCAUUAUUAUAAUUUAACUAAUUUGAUAAACUAAUGAUGCCAGAAACUUAUAUGUUCUUAAUUUUUUUAGUCACAGCAUGUAAUGGUAAAUUUCUGAUUUAUAUUUUAUAGAGUGUAUUUUAACUAGUUAGUAAUAGUAAGAUUUCCAUGGAAGUACAAGAAAUAACUAAAACAAUCAAGGUAUGUGAAGCCAAGCAUUGCACUUAUUAUUUCCUGAGUGAAAGUAUACCAAAAAAAUGCCAAUCAUUGACAGAUUUUUAGCUAGCCCUAGCAAAAAUAUUCAGUUUUCGUUUGUUCUCGAAAGUGCCAAAAAUAUAGUGUGCCAAAGGUUUUUUAGAAAUAUACAGGGAAUAUACAAAACUUUGAUUAAUAAAUCUGAUUUGUUUUAUGUAUUUAUGUUUUACUUUUCAACUAUGAAUUUGAUUUAGAAAUAUUUAUUUUUUAGAUCAAGACAAUAUAAGAUUAUCCUUGUUAAAUAAAAUACCAGAAUGUGUAUCCUAGGUAUAAUAAUAUAGUUAAUGGUUGGAAGUUUUUGCAUAUCAUUAUGUUCUGCUAGAAAUGAUAGUCAAUGAACUUUUCAUUAUUGCGUCGAAGGUACUUAGUUUCUUGUUAAGUUUUUCUUUUUAUAUUUAGGGUUGUAAUUUUUUUAUUGACUGAAGUACAAUUAUUAUACCAAAAAAAAUCUUUCAUUAAUUUUAAAAAGACAGUAAAAUACGACUAGUUUAAUUCAAAUAUGGGAUGAAUACCAUUGUUAAGCCGUUAAAUAUUCCUUGAAAUACUUACCUAAUAAGUAAGACGACAUUGGAACUUCCUAAUUUUAAAUAUUUUCUAGGAUAAUUUUUAUACCACUGCAACAAAUUCGACAUUUAAAUUAACCUACACUUUGAUUCCAAAUAUUUUUGUACAAAGUAGGCAAAGCAUUAAAUAAAACUACAUAUGAAAUCAUAAAAAGUAGUUGAUAAUGUACCAAUUUUUCAAAAGUAGGUUAAUUCAAAAAAACGAGAGGGUUAUAUCUCAAAACGAUAGCAACAAUAUGUUGAUAAUUAUAACUGUUUUACUGAAAUAAAAUUCGG
Messenger RNA from Ceutorhynchus assimilis (cabbage seed weevil), 8387 nucleotides. The record is from the annotation of a GenBank genome assembly. Lineage: Eukaryota; Metazoa; Arthropoda; Insecta; Coleoptera; Curculionidae.